UUGCUGCCUGGGCUCACCGCUGCGCGAAAGCUGCCGGUGACGCUUCGCCGGUCACGUUCGAUGCGUUUUGCCUCCCGCAAAUGCGCGAAACGGCUGCCGUUCUACGCUGCGUUUGGCACCAGCGAUGCUGGAGCUGUCCCCAAGCUUUUUGGAGAUGCCCCAGAGCUGUGCAGUGCGCAGCACACGAGUACGGGACAGAGCCGAGGCGUGCGCGUGAUCACGGACGACGCCUGUUGCGGCGAUUGCUUUUGCAAAACGAAAGCCGCGCACGCUGCACUGUGCUAAGCUUGCACUCCGAUGGCUGCACUCUGCCUGGCCGACGCGGACGACGCCGCGCUGGAAGCCAUCGGCGUGCGGCGCGUCGACCUGAGGGAGAUGGACUGGGCGCCCUGGGCGGCAGCAGCAGAAAAUGUCUCUCCUUUACUAGCGGCGCAGGACGACGAGGGGCAACCGCACGCCAACGAUCUGUUGGAGCUCGACUUUCCCGCCGGCGAGGUGCUGAAGCGAUGCAGUGAGGCAGUAGCGCCGUUCUGCGACCCUUCACAAUUGGAACUCUACGACGCGUUCUCGCUGCACUACGACAGUCGGCAGACGGACACGACGUUCAACCAGCACCGCGACCCCAGUUUUGUGACGAUCAACGUGUGUUUGCGCAGUGAGAAUGUUGUUGGAUCGCGCGUCGAGUUCUUUGGCGCCUGGGACGGUGACGGUUCUGGUCAACGGUUACGGGCGGAACAACGAGCCGGCUUCGCGCUCGUGCAUCGGGGCCGCCACCUCCACCAGACGACGCCUCUGGUGAAGGGCAUACGGAGCCAGGCCGUGCUCUACUGGACGCGGCGCGGCGUCGUGGGCGACGACGACGCGACUUAUUUGGGGUUUGCCGAGUAGAAUUUGUUUGUGUG
Molecule: messenger RNA, 902 nt
Organism: Pelagomonas calceolata
Lineage: Eukaryota; Pelagophyceae; Pelagomonadales; Pelagomonadaceae
Source: the annotation of a GenBank genome assembly